AUGGCAAAACUCACUGAUGAUGCCGACUACGUUGCUGGCCAAACGAUUGAGAAUGUACCAAGUCCACUGUCUGUUGCUGGGACUCAUGACAACUACUAUGGCAGACGAUUUCGGACUAGGUGCGUUAUACUAAGUCGCCCUGACAACAAGACCAAGUUGCGACGACGUAAUCAACCCACUUCUAUCCUUGCCGAGUUGCCAAACCGCAAAGCAAUCGUCCAGACAGUUAACUAA
Protopolystoma xenopodis is the source of this 234-nucleotide messenger RNA. NCBI's taxonomy places the organism in Eukaryota, Metazoa, Platyhelminthes, Monogenea, Polystomatidea, Polystomatidae. The record is from the annotation of a GenBank genome assembly.